Syngnathoides biaculeatus (alligator pipefish) is the source of this 4023-nucleotide messenger RNA. RefSeq lists its product as uncharacterized. The record is from RefSeq and is a predicted model, not a curated record. The coding region runs from base 324 to 3329 and encodes 1001 amino acids. Gene Ontology annotation, biological process: homophilic cell-cell adhesion. Gene Ontology annotation, cellular component: plasma membrane. NCBI's taxonomy places the organism in Eukaryota, Metazoa, Chordata, Actinopteri, Syngnathiformes, Syngnathidae. The transcript has 5 exons. Gene Ontology annotation, molecular function: calcium ion binding.
UCAAUCAGCCGCGACUCGGAUUCGGCCCACUUGUUCACUUGUCGCCUUUUUCUCGCCUCCUCCACUUUCAGCGAAAAAGAAAAUGGAUUUUUGGGGUUUCUUUUUUUUGCUUUCUUUUGCCAUGACAUGCUGCAGAGUGUCUGGCUUAUGUCACACGCGGUGCUGACAGAAGAAUCUCUUUUGCUGUUGGAACACUCGAGUGGAAUCGACGCCCCAGUUGUGACAUUAUCAUCAGAAUUAUUGCAUUUCUGCGAAAACAGCAAGGCCUGAAGUUUGUGCAGCUGUCACAUAAAGUGGAGUAAAAACGUGAAAAGGCUCCAGAAAUGGACGCGCGCAGGCUGCCCAGAUGCCGCUGGGUGCCGGUGACCGGGCUCGCGAUCUGUCUGCUCCUGUGCGCCUGCGGAGUGGACCUGGUGCUGGCGCAGAUCCGCUACUCCAUCCCGGAGGAGCUGGAGCACGGAGCUUUCGUGGGCAACAUCGCCGAGGAUCUGGGCUUGGAUGUGGCCAAAUUGUCCGCGCGUCGCUUCCGAAUCGUGUCCGGAGCCAAGAAGCAAUAUCUGGAAGUCAACUUGGAGAACGGCAUUUUGUUCGUGAACGAAAAGAUCGACAGAGAGGAGCUCUGUGAGCGCAGCCCGAGCUGUUUUUUGCACCUCCAAGUUGUCAUCGAAAACCCUUUAGAGCUGUACAGAGUUGAGGUGGAGAUUUUAGACGUCAACGACAACUCGCCCAGCUUCCCGUGGAGCGAAUUCAACGUCGACAUCACGGAGUCGGCUGCGCCCGGCUCCUGCUUUCCGCUGGAGAGCGCGCAAGACCUGGACGUGGGCAGCAAUUCUCUGCGCUCUUACCAGCUGGGCGCAAACGAGCACUUCCUUCUCAACGUUCAGACGCGCAACGACGGGAGCAAGUUCGCCGAGCUGGUGCUCGACAACCCACUGGACCGGGAGCGGCAGAGUAAGCACGAGAUGGUUCUGAGCGCAUUUGACGGGGGGUCACCGGAACGCUCCGGAACCGCCGUGAUCACCGUCACGGUGCUGGACGCCAACGACAACGUCCCCGUCUUCGAUCGCUCCGUGUACCGGGCCAGACUGGUGGAGAACGCGCCCAGGGGGACGCCGGUGCUCAAACUGAACGCCACCGACGAAGACGAGGGCUCCAACGGGGAGGUGACCUACGCCUUCAGCGGACACGCGCCUCUGAAAGUGCGCGAGCUGUUCACCGUGGACCCGUACACGGGGGAGAUCCGCGUCAAGGGCGUCGUGGACUACGAGAAAGCGAACGUGUACGAGCUUUACGUGCAGGCGAGGGACAGGGGCCCCUCGGCCGUGGCCGUGCACAGCAAAGUGCUGGUGGACAUCGUGGACGUGAACGACAACAGCCCCGAAGUCAUCCUCACGUCCGUGUCCACGCCGGUGCAGGAGGACGCGCCGCCGGGCACCGUCAUAGCCGUUAUCAGUGUCAUGGACCGGGAUUCGGCAGAGAACGGCAACGUGGACUGCCAAAUCCCCGGCAACGUCCCCUUCCAGCUGCACACCUCCUUCAAGAACUACUACACGCUGGUGACGAGCGAGCUGCUGGACCGGGAAGCGCUGGCCGAGUACAACAUCACGCUGACGGCGCGCGACUUGGGCUCGCCGUCGCUGUCCACGAGGAAAACCAUCCUGGUGCAAGUGUCUGACGUGAAUGACAACCCGCCGCGGUUUUCGCAGCCGUCCUACAGCGUCUACGUGACCGAGAAUAACGCCCCGGGCGCUUCCAUUUGCACCGUGACUGCCUUCGACCCCGACUCCAACCAGAACGCUUAUCUGUCUUAUUCGAUCGUCGAGGGUCUAAUCCAGGGCAUGCCCGUGUCCACGUACGUGUCCGUCAACUCGGACAACGGCAACAUUUACGCCCUGCGAUCCUUCGAUUACGAGCAACUUCGCAACUUUCAAAUUGUGGUGCGAGCUCAGGACGCGGGUUUCCCCCCGCUGGCCAGCAACGUGACCGUCAACGUUUUUGUUUUGGAUCAGAACGACAACGCGCCGAUCAUCGUGUCCCCGCUGCCUAGAAACGGCAGCGUGGCCACGGAGGUGGUGCCGCGCUCCGUGGAUGCCGGUUACCUAGUCGGCAAAGUCACGGCGCUGGACGCCGACGCGGGGCAGAACUCGCGGCUGUCCUACCAGGUGACGCAGGCCACUGAUCCCGGGCUGUUCAGCGUGGCGCUCUACACGGGGGAAAUCAGGAGUUUACGCCGACUCGUGGACAAAGACGCGUCCAGACAUAGACUGGUGAUUCUGGUGAAGGACAACGGGCAGCCGCCGCUGUCCGCCACCGUCUCGGUGGUCCUCACGGUGGUGGACGGCGUGCCCGAGUCCUUAUCCGACUAUGGGGACCUGACGCUCAGCCCCCAGCCCCCCUCCAACCUCGCCCUCUACCUCAUCGUGUCUCUCAGCACCGUAUCGCUCAUCUUCCUCGUGGCUAUCAUCGUCCUGGCCGCGGUCAAGUGCUACAAGGACCGGGAGACCCCGAGUGGCUACAACCUGCCCCCCUUGGCGCGCUGCUGCUGCGGCGGCUUCCAGCCCGAGCCUCCCCCGGACGUCUUCAAAAAAUCCAACCUCAACCUGCAGAUUUCCUCCACGGCCAACAAAGUGCCCACCAACUGCGUGGAGGUCAGCGGCAGCGGCGGCCUGACUCAGCCUUAUUGCUAUAAAGUCUGCUUGAGCCCGGAGUCGUCCAAAAGCGACUUCAUGUUCCUGAAGCCGUGCAGCCCCGGGAGCGCGCCGCGCAACAACGAGGCCAAGGGCGCCGAGCACCCGUGGAGCGCGUCUGUCAACAACGGAGCCAACACCCCCAAUGAGCUGAAGCAGCCAAACACAGAUUGGACCCUCACAAAGAACCAGAAUUCGUCUAUCAAAAGUUACAAUUCCAUCAACAUGGAUGGGACGCUAAUGCGCAAGGCCAUGCACGCCGACCCGGAAAACUACGUCACGUCCAUGGCGCCGGGACAGUACUGGACGUGGGGGACUCGCGUGAGGGCCGCGAAAGACUAUAAGAUGUCCCCGUCACCCGGCGGCGGCGUUGUUCCCUCCCGGCCGUGGACUCCUCGGUGCACCCCUCCGCCCCUGCGGCAACCUACGAACCCCCCGCCCCCGCCCCCGCCCCCCGACUACCACCACAACGUGUACAUCCCCGGGACGCCGUCGGGCUUCUGCACCCUGAGGCCCGCGGCGCAGCAGCGCAGCGACUUGGACGUGCGCAACUCUUUCUCCACCUUCGGCAAGAAGCGGCGGCUCCAGAUGUCGCCCCAGGGGGAGGCCGCCGUCAUCAAUAACGACCUGUACAACGAUUGACGUCCCGCCCGACGUGAGGCGCGUUCGCGUUCGUCGGCCAAAUGAAGACGCGGUCGGCUCGAAAUAGGAGCCCUCAAUGCCAGGUCAGGAAAAGGAGAAAUCGUGAAGGUCGUGGAUUUACGUGAUUAUUUAUGUGACGACGUGUCUCAGUGGCUUUUUUUUUUUUUUUUCCCCAACUACUCUUAUUAUUCAUUUUUAGACAAUCAGGAGGUGCAAGUGUGACUUACAAAAUAGAUUAUGAUAGGCAUCAGUAGGCAAUAGUGUUGCACAUCUCGAAGUAUGAAUUCAUAUUGUCGGGGUUUGAGUAUAUCAAAAGUCAUUUUUUGAUGUUCAUCUGCUAACGUGACAAAUGUGCAGGCCACGACGUGGAAGAAGAGAGAAACGCUCCUCACACGUGUACUGUAAAUACAUUUAGUGGAAAUAAAGUAUUUUUUUGCAUUACAUUUCUUCCCUACAGGACCAUCACCCGGAGAAGGUGGUCUUACGUGGUCGGAACCCGCCCGGACUGAAAUGCGGAUGUGGCAAAAUCGGUCUGCAGGCCGGGCGCAGAUGUUGGUGGCGGUUUAAUUUACUGGAGUCGAUUAUUUGCAGGGUGAAAAAAGCCUCGCACGAUCUUUUCGCCUUGCUAAGCUGUUUUCCGGCCAGGCGAAUAAAUACGCUAACGUAUGCUAAUUGGCGGCGCUUGCAGCUUGCA